Molecule: messenger RNA, 2755 nt
Organism: Pomacea canaliculata
Lineage: Eukaryota; Metazoa; Mollusca; Gastropoda; Architaenioglossa; Ampullariidae
Exons: 5
Coding region: 709-1332 (207 amino acids)
Source: RefSeq, a predicted model, not a curated record
AAACCAUUUCUUUGAGUUUGGUUGGCUGUUUGUGAGCUGACAUAUUUUUGUGACAUUUUUAUAUGAGGUGGUGCAUUUUGUGAGUGGUGUAUUUUUUUAGGUACUUUUUUGAGGCGAUGUAUGUUUGUGAGGUUGUGUUUGUGAUGUGGUGUAUGUUUGGGAGUGUCUUUGAUGUACUACAUUUUCGCCAGGUGCUACAUAUUUGUGAUGUGCAUCUUUUUUAGGUGGUGUGUAUUUAGGAGGGUGGUGUAUGUGAGGUACUAUAUUUUGGUGAAUAUAAUAUUUUUCUGCAGUUAUGCUGAAUGGAAUUUUCAAUGACCGUCUUUAGGUGAGGUUUUUAGUUUUUGUUUUUGUUUUUGUUUUUGACUGAUGACUCGUUUGGUGAUAACUGUCCGCUCUAUAAAAACCAACCUACUCUCGUCCUGUAGGCUUAAUGCGAAUCCAGGACUUAUUCCAGGCAAUCAACGUCCGAGAGAUUAUGUUGGAACUGGACGUCCGGCGUGUGGGCGACAAAAGUCAUGUGACUGAGAUGUCAUCUGUAUUUCGCUCGCUUCACGUAGCGCGAGACGUGUGCAUCUUACUUGACCUGGAGCAAGAUGACCCUGUGACCUCUGUCGCCAUGUUAGCUCAGGUCCAGGCUAACGUUAAAGAUAUUAUACUUGUCACAAUGGACGUCCUGCCUAUUCUCCACACUCUGUCCUCGGCAUCAUGGCGGCAGGGUCGACCUUGCAACAUCAGCGGCUUCCAGCUUUUGCCUCUGGAGCCUGCGACAACAACGCAGCAUCCCCCUUUCCCCAGCUCGUCCCAUCAGGCCAAGGACGGCGUUGCUGCCCCCGCAGACGAGGUGAAGGUGGUGAGAGAGGAAGCUCCCCCUCGCCGGCCACACACAGCGCUCGUGGCCUCAUCGCCGACACGCUGCUGGUGCUGCAGGCCGCCCUCACAGACGUGCUGCAGGCUGACGGAAACAUCUUCCUCCACGCACGCAACGACGACGGCGACACCGAGCAGCGGCAAGAAAAGUCUAUGAAAUGCACGAGCUUCGUGGUGGACAAGAAGGAGCAUGGAGACACUCUGAUGGAUGCUUUGCGGGUGGUUCAUGUCUAUGGAGAGACAGGACAUGUCAGUUUCGACUCCUCAGGCAAAAGAGAACACUUCUCCUUUAGCGUCUAUUCCAUCAAGUCGGGAGCAACGACAGCUAUGAAAAUCGGUCUGUGGACUUCAGUGUCCGGACUAUCAUCUCACAUGCAAGCGCAAGAAAUCAUGCCGACAUACAUUAUUUUAGGCAAUGUCACCUCGUCUUACCAGCAGUUUGUAAUGAAGACCAUGUUAUGACAGCACGCACACACACACAGAGGAAAUCACUCGUUAUCUGAAGAAACUUCACUUUAUCUUACCAUCAGUUUAUAAUAAAGAUCAUGUUGUUGCAGUCCAUCCUGCCAUGUUAUGGCAGUUCAUUGUGUUACGACAGCCUGCUCGCACGUGCACACACACACAUACACCAACGACCUUCUUUGUCUCCUCCCCCUGACUCCAUUCAUCUCCCAGCCAAGUAAACCCUGUUAGGUGUCUUCUAGUCCAGUAAACCUAGUUAUGCGUCUUCCAGCUCAGUAAACCCUGUUAGGCGUCUUCCAGCUCAGUAAACUCUAUUACCUUUCACAGAGUACCUUGGUUACCUUGGUUACCCGCCUAGUAAACGCGAUUUUCGACUAUCCGUGUUCACUCGAUCUGUAAACGCCUUGCAGCCCAUUACACGCUGUGAAGAAGCCGAAUGUGAUUUGAGCUCACCAUGCUUUUGUUUCUUCGGGAGGUUAACAUAAACUACACAGAGGAAGUUGAACUCUCUCCAUCUUUCUCUUUCUUAUCCCCUUUCUUCCUUGCUUCCUUGCAUGCUUUGUUGUUUAUUUUGACUAGGAAAACAGCUCGCACUCACAAAAUGACUGCUUCUGCAACUCUACAGGUAUACACGGACACAACAAUGUGAAUGCAGUUCAAGACAUAAACAUAUAUGUAUAUGUUCUUAUACUCUGAACAGCUAACACCAUUUGUAAUAAGUCUCUGGUGCUUAGCAGUGACUGUUCAUCCCCCUCUGGCAUGAGACAGUGCUAAACAUUAUCCGCUUGAAUAAUGUUCCACGUGACCUAUAUCAUCUUCUGUGAUAAAAGAAAAAUGCAUGUUACAUUAUUUAAAUAUAGAAUCAGACAAGCUCUAUGUGCUUUUAUGUGCUUUGUUGUUGGAGGUGACUUAUUGGCUGAGGACCUUAGUAUGGCCGUUGUGUUGAUAACUCUGUGUACUUCUUUGUGAGAACUUUACAGUUUCAUAGUUUAUUUCACGCAGAUAAAUAUUUUAUUUCCUGGUGACACAUUGAAGAAAAUCUCCAAAUUGAGAAUCUGUUAUUUUAUGAGCCUUCAUUAUCCCCACAUAUAUUCGAAUAAAAUUAAAUUUUAAACUAUUCUUCCCAAUGGCCAGGGGCAGAAGACGUUGACUGGUUACAAAAAGAAUGUUUAAAGCUAGCCACAUGGUACAAAUUUGGCAAAGAGUUUCUCAAGUCAGAUCGUCACUAAUUGAGACAACUUAAAAAGCCAUAUUUGAUAAAUUAUCAGUACAAUAUUGUAAAAUGGCUCAGCUUAUUUUGAGCUCGAAAUGAAGACAUCUUGCUUGACCUGGAACAAAGCCAGACUAAUGCAAACAUUAACUCUCUUCAUGACUAGAGUGCCAUAAACUUCAGCCAAGUCACUACGCGAAAGAUUUUUACUUC